AUGGACAACUACUCGCUUGGUGGCGCAGAGCACGGGUACACCCGCCGGACCCGGAUAGAGCUGUGCUCACUCCGCCAAGAUGCCUCGAUUGACAGGCCAAGCUAUAGAUACGCUACAUAUUAUGACAUUGAUCUGAGUCCCGAAGAUUUCCAAACACUGGAUAGCUUAAAGAUCGCCUUGCAGGAUAAAACCAAGGCAGGCUUUCUCAAAUCACAGUUUUUUCGCGUCCGCAUAAAGUAUUCCCAUGAAGAUUUAAAUACCUCGACAACACCGUUUCUAUCGUCCAGCGAGGAGGUACGUUCUGCCUACCAAAUAGCACAGAACUCAGGAACAGACUGGUCCCUCUUCGUCGUUCGGUACACGAAGGCCCAGUCAGCACAGCUACAGGCUAAGAUUCCACAAGAAGAAUACAAGCACCUCCAACGACUUUUGGGCUCCAAAAGGAAGUACGAGCGCCACAUGAAGGUGCUGCACGACACAUCUAACUAUUCAUUGAUCAAGGUGUCGAACAAGGAGGGAAUCAUCCAUACAUCUGACUAUAUAGACACGCUUAAGUCUCCGGAGCUUUCAUCCAUUUCUAGCACAGCAUCCCUACAGGCACACCACGGCCACAGUGGAGUCUUCGGUGGUGACGAGUUCCCGGUUCAAAGCACUGGGUCGUCACUGGGAAUAUCCGGAUCCUACAACAACCCUCAUCAAUCCACCUUUAAAGGCAAUUCCUAUGCAGUCUGCGAGCCCCAUGAACUAUUUUCUUACGUAGAUUCCUUAAUAGCUAGUACAAUGGACGGAAAUGUUUCAAAUUCGGUUCUGGUUCCUGCUCACUUACUCUGUGAUGAUGGUGACUAUACUCACAACGCAUUCCUCAUGCACAUCGACGGUCGCAGAGGGAGAGACAGUGGGAUUGAGUACCCUCCUCAAGACCAGUAUCAAAUACUAGAGAAAAUAAAGCAGGAGUCUCCCUUCAGCAAGUUGUUUUCCAUUAGAAGCUUGGAAAAGUGGGCCAAUGAAAUACAGGCAAGGACGCAUGCAUCCUACGUUUUCCCGCCUGCUUACUUUCCAAUCCCAGAUGUCUAUGAAACACGCGGGUUCAAGAAUGUCGCCGUUGAGAACAGCAUCCUCGACAUAGCCAUGCUGUACUCUAUGUACUUGUCUCAGAGAUAUCCCACUCCCCGCGGUUACCACGCUGAUGAUUAUCGGAUAGAUGGCCUUGGGAUGUAUUUAGACGCUGACGAAGAUGGGGAUGAACACGAUCUAAACCCUGAUCCCGAAGGGGACGAGGAAGACGAGGACGAGGACGAGGAGGAUAAUGGCAGCAAGCACCUCGACGGUAGCGAUUAUGCUCACAGCAUUCCAAUGUAUGUUCCGCUCGCUUCACACUUAAAUCUACCUAAGCCUAGCAACUUCAUAAAAUAA
This is a messenger RNA of Giardia duodenalis, 1413 nucleotides long. RefSeq lists its product as uncharacterized. The record is from RefSeq and is a predicted model, not a curated record. The transcript has a single exon. NCBI's taxonomy places the organism in Eukaryota, Fornicata, Diplomonadida, Hexamitidae. Bases 1 to 1413 code for a protein of 470 amino acids.